UAUCAUAAAUUCAGGGAGUUCCAACAUCACGGGCUGAAAGGCAAAAGGGAAAUCCUCUGCUACCAAACAAAAUCACAACAAAAGUCUAGCAAUCUUUGACUAUUUCUCGUACAUGCCAACCUGUUUUUUCUCAUUGCCAUCCCUUAAUAACUAGCCAUUUGGAACUUGACCCCACCUAGAGCUUCCAGUCAUACCUUUUGAAGGACCCAAAUCAUAACUUCCACCAAAGCCCACAUACAUACCCAACUCCCUCUUCUUUUCCUUAGUAAAAUAUUCAUUACUUAAGUAUAUUACACUCUCCAAUAAGGUGAAAUUGAUUUCUUCAUGAUUAUAAUGGCCUCCUUUUGGUUUCACUUAGGAACACUCAUCAUCAUGGCUUUCAUGGCCUCACCUUUGCUUUGUUUAUCUCCUCAACUUAAUUCUGAUGUUUCCACUAUCUCAGCUAUACCAUCAUUCUUGACAAACUCUCCCCUAUCUCUAUCUUCUUUCCAAGAAAUAUCCCCAGACAUUGCUCCACUUUUGCCUUAUCCUGGUGGUGCAGUGCCUGCUCCAACUGGAUCAUCCAUAGCCACCAUUACUUCAAGUCCAAGCCCUCCAAAUCCAGAGGAGUUGGGUGCACCUGGCCCUGAUUCUGCCUUUCUGCCAUCGGGGUCAUUGCCGGCUUCCUCUGCAGAAUCUAAAAUCCUGUUUUCGUAUAUAAACACUGUUUUUGCAGGUUUAGCUGCAUAUUGGUGUCUGCAGCCACUGAAGAUGUAGUUGUUGAGGGGCUAAAUGACUCCAUUAGUGUUGUAGCUUCCACUGCUUCCUACUCCCUGUUGAUGCUAAUCUUUCAUUCUUUUCAGCAUAUGAUACAAUGUAUGUAGUUCUUGUCUUCAGAUGAGUGUGAUACUAGUGCAAUUGUUCCAUUGUGACUAUAAUUUGUUGUUUUGAUUGAUUUUUUUUUAGUAAAAUGAGAUGUAUUGU
Messenger RNA from Quercus lobata, 963 nucleotides. RefSeq names its product classical arabinogalactan protein 26-like. The record is from RefSeq and is a predicted model, not a curated record. Lineage: Eukaryota; Viridiplantae; Streptophyta; Magnoliopsida; Fagales; Fagaceae. The transcript has a single exon. The coding region runs from base 325 to 756 and encodes 143 amino acids.